AGAGAGGACAUGUUCGUUUUCAAUAUAUCUGGUCCCCAUUUGGAGAAAACGAAGCAACAAUAAUAGAUACUCUCUUCCUUUCUAUCAUUUUCUUCAUCUUUGUUUCAUCUUCUUCUUUUGGGCUAUUGGUCUUACAAGAAACAGAACACACAAAAAUGGCGUUCGCAGGAACAACCCAGAAAUGCAUGGCUUGUGACAAAACCGUGUACCUCGUCGACAAGUUAACCGCUGAUAACCGGGUCUACCACAAAGCUUGUUUCCGUUGUCACCAUUGCAAAGGAACUCUCAAGCUUAGCAAUUACAACUCAUUUGAAGGAGUUCUCUAUUGCAGACCACAUUUCGAUCAAAACUUCAAGAGAACUGGAAGUCUUGAGAAAAGCUUCGAAGGGACACCAAAGAUUGGGAAACCUGAUAGACCUUUGGAGGGAGAGAGACCUGCUGGGACCAAAGUGUCGAAUAUGUUUGGUGGAACUCGAGAGAAAUGCAUUGGCUGCGACAAAACUGUCUAUCCUAUUGAGAAGGUGUCGGUGAAUGGAACACUGUACCACAAGAGCUGUUUCAAGUGUACACACGGAGGCUGCACGAUAAGUCCUUCGAACUACAUAGCUCACGAGGGGAAGCUUUAUUGCAAGCAUCAUCAUAUUCAGCUUAUCAAGGAGAAAGGAAAUUUGAGCCAGCUCGAAGGAGGAGGAGACAAUGCCGCCGCCAAGGACAAAGACGUUGCUGCUUAAAAAAAGUUUCAAUCUCUCUGGAUGAUUUUGACCAUGGAAGAACCACCACUAUAGUGUCUCUCUCUACUUCUCGAUCCACAUAACAUAUACUAUUGGUUUUGUUUCUUCUCAAGUCUAUGUUCUUCUUUUUUGUUGUUGUUGUUGUCUUUCAUGUUGUUUCUUUUGGGAACUUAUGUUCACUCUUUGUUGGGUUUCUUGAGAUGAAACAAGAAAAUAGAGAAAUAAUGGAUGUUUGCUUAUGAUA
Messenger RNA from Raphanus sativus (radish), 975 nucleotides. RefSeq names its product LIM domain-containing protein WLIM1. Gene Ontology annotation, molecular function: actin filament binding. Lineage: Eukaryota; Viridiplantae; Streptophyta; Magnoliopsida; Brassicales; Brassicaceae. Gene Ontology annotation, biological process: actin filament bundle assembly. The coding region runs from base 156 to 731 and encodes 191 amino acids. The record is from RefSeq and is a predicted model, not a curated record. Gene Ontology annotation, cellular component: plasma membrane; actin cytoskeleton. The transcript has 5 exons.